Messenger RNA from Cucurbita moschata (crookneck pumpkin), 1273 nucleotides. RefSeq names its product protein SAWADEE HOMEODOMAIN HOMOLOG 1-like. Gene Ontology annotation, molecular function: chromatin binding. The record is from RefSeq and is a predicted model, not a curated record. Bases 99 to 836 code for a protein of 245 amino acids. The transcript is spliced from 9 exons. NCBI's taxonomy places the organism in Eukaryota, Viridiplantae, Streptophyta, Magnoliopsida, Cucurbitales, Cucurbitaceae.
CGAAGGCGGGGAUCCGUCCAGCCGGCCCGUUUGGAUAUUUCUGAUCGACGAGGGAACUGCAAAUACUCCUCGGUCCAAACACCAAGAAACAGUGGAGCAUGGAGCGUCUCCGGCCGAGGGACAGACAGAUGUUUUCCGGGUUUACGAAGGGCGAGAUAGCGAAAAUGGAGAAAUUGAUAGAGGAAUCAGGAGAACAAUUGCUUGAUCGAGAUUUUUGUCAAAAAGUUACCAAACGUUUCAAUCGGUCCUCCGGUCGUGCUGGGAAGCCUGUAAUAAAGUGGAUGGAGGUAUACGAUUGGUUUGAAAGCAGACUGCAAGACUUCCCAAAAAUUGAAAAGAGGAUGUCUGAAAUUCCCAAAGCUUGCCCUUCCAAUAAGACUCAGGAAAGUUCUCAAGGCCCCGAAGGCAAAAAGAAACCAGAUUUGUCAGAGUUGGAAUUUGAAGCAAGGUCUUCAAAAGAUGGUGCAUGGUAUGAUGUUGCUAUGUUCCUUACACAUAGAUUUCUUAGUUCAGGCGAAGCUGAAGUGCGUGUCAGAUUUGUUGGAUUUGGAGCUGAGGAAGAUGAAUGGGUCAACAUAAAACAGUCAGUACGAGAACGCUCUGUCCCUCUAGAACAUUCAGAGUGCCAGAAGGUGAAGGCUGGGGACCUUGUACUCUGCUUCCAGGAGAGGAGGGAUCAGGCAAUCUACUACGAUGCCCAUAUUGUAGAAGUCCAGAGGAGAAUGCAUGAUAUUAGGGGCUGCAGGUGUCUUUUCUUGAUUCGUUACGAUCAUGAUAGCACCGAGGAAAAAGUUCGUUUGAGAAGAUUAUGUCGCAGACCGGCACAUCAAUUCUAAUCUGUCUUUGCCAUCGAUUCAUCACCUUUCCAUGUGUCACUCCAACAUCUAAGCUGGAGAGUGAAGACAUGGAAUGGUUUGCCUCAGAAAGCACAAUAGCUCAAGCUAGUUUUGUCUGUUCUUUCAGCAGGUUGAGGUAAUGUUGUAUGUAAAAUUUCAUAAUAGAACCGGUUUCAUGUUUUCACCGUAUUGCUUCUGUAACCAUGGCAUCUUUAAUUUCUUCCGAAGACGAUAAACCUCGGGGACAAGAAUGGGACACGCACAUGUAAUUGUUGCAGAUACUCGUCUCUGCUAAUCGGGCAAAGACGAGUUCAAAGUUUAUGUAGGCUUGCAAAUCUCUGUCCUAACUCUAACCAGAUUACUAAAACAUAUUAGAGUAUAUUAAUGAAUGAUUUGUAUGAUGAUCUUAGAAAGAAAAAAGGAAUUUAUAGGUGUAA